AUGACGGGGGAAACGGGGGAAACAGGGCCAGUCUCUGUUCCCUUAGCCGUCUCUCUGACCAUCACUGCUCUAUUCGGCAUGGCCUGCCUCAACUGCGCAGAAAUCCUCAUCAUUGCCCUUUAUACCUUCAAGCGCUAUACCAGUCUAUACUUCUGGAGCAUAAUAGUCGCUGACCUGGGCACCGUCAUCUAUGCAAUGGCAAACCUGCUGCGCCUCUUUGCUCUCGCACCCAAUAUCCUGAUGUCCGUUCUCUUGGCCAUCAGCUGGUGGGGGAUGGUCACAGGUCAGUCCGUGGUCUUAUACUCUCGGCUGCAUCUUGUUGUUUCUAAUAGAAAGAAAACCCGUGGGGUGCUCAUCAUGAUCAUCACCAACUUCUUUAUUAUUCACAUUCCGUUAUCAGUCCUCUGGAUUGGUACCAACGUUGACCCUGAUGUUUUUCUCGAUGCAUUCAACGUCUAUGAACGGCUACAGCUGUCUGUAUUCUUCGUCCAAGAAUGCAUUAUUUCCGGCCUUUAUAUUUGGGAGGCAGGCCACGAGCUGAAACCCAUCAUCGCCGCUAGAGGUGGCGAAGGGAAGCAUGUCGUCAGGGGACUCGUCAUCAUCAACAUCAUCCUGAUUGUCCUCGAUAUCACUCUUCUCAUUACCAUAUUUACCGGCCAUUUCUACAUCCAGACUUCAUAUCAGCCCCUUGUGUACAGCAUCAAACUCAAGCUGGAGCUUUUUAUUCUCAACAAGCUAGUAGCCCUUGUCAAACAGCCGACAUGCGGAAUCACCCCUUCAGGCAGCAGCCACCAAACCAAGGGCAGGAAGAGCCCAAGACCUGUAGUGGACGGUAAGACGAACCCGACCACUCCAGAAGGAGAAUCUUCUCCAAGAGCAGGAGGGAGAUAG
This is a messenger RNA of Ilyonectria robusta, 891 nucleotides long. RefSeq lists its product as uncharacterized. The transcript has 2 exons. The record is from RefSeq and is a predicted model, not a curated record. NCBI's taxonomy places the organism in Eukaryota, Fungi, Ascomycota, Sordariomycetes, Hypocreales, Nectriaceae. Bases 1 to 891 code for a protein of 296 amino acids.